Molecule: messenger RNA, 687 nt
Organism: Caenorhabditis sp. 36 PRJEB53466
Lineage: Eukaryota; Metazoa; Nematoda; Chromadorea; Rhabditida; Rhabditidae
Source: the annotation of a GenBank genome assembly
AUGGCCGAUUCGCUUGAAGUGAGUUGAAUCAUGCUUUGUUUCACAAUUUCUAUGUUCAUUUCCAGCCGACCUCGUCUUUAGUGGCUCAUUCGCAGGACCCCGCUCAGUUGCCCGUCCCCGUUCGCCCUUCUCGUCCUUUGAAAGACGCUCGUUCUCUGGCGGCCUUUUUGCAGAACCCGGUCCGUGGUUCGGAGGCCCAGUCUUCGGGUCCCGUUCGCCCCCCGCGUCCACUGAAAGAGCAGAGCCGUAAGAAGAAGGUGAGAAUCGAAGAGUUGUGAUGUGUGUUUGGGCUUGUUAGAAGGGGGGCAUCACCUGCUUAAUUUUUAUAAAUGCUGAAAGGGCUGUACCAAUAUUACUUGUUUCAGGACUGCGGCCUGUCUGACCAGUGUUCUUCCUCGUCUUCGACGGUCCACGACGCCUCGCACAACAACGCAGACGCCACCGCUCACGAGGGUGAUGACAAGCAGAUCUCGGAGGUAACUUAUUUUCUCCUUCACCGCAGCAUUACCUGGGUAGAAUCCUCGGCAACUUUAAGAUAAGGCGAAAAAGCAUGCCAUUCUGUUGUACCCACAAUACUGCUUCAGCAAAAUUCCAAUCAACUUACCUAAUUUCUCUUUUUUCAAGUCAUCGCCAACCGGAUCGACUCAAUCGACUUCGUCGGAUGCGAAAGCCGCUCACUCUUCCUGA